Messenger RNA from Aedes aegypti (yellow fever mosquito), 7409 nucleotides. RefSeq names its product serine-rich adhesin for platelets (gene cdc14). The coding region runs from base 1618 to 4845 and encodes 1075 amino acids. Gene Ontology annotation, biological process: protein dephosphorylation; positive regulation of cytokinesis; cilium assembly. Gene Ontology annotation, molecular function: protein tyrosine/serine/threonine phosphatase activity; protein serine/threonine phosphatase activity. The record is from RefSeq and is a predicted model, not a curated record. Gene Ontology annotation, cellular component: mitotic spindle; nucleolus; spindle pole. The transcript is spliced from 7 exons. NCBI's taxonomy places the organism in Eukaryota, Metazoa, Arthropoda, Insecta, Diptera, Culicidae.
GGCCGUCGGUCGAUCUCUUCUAGCUAGUAGAAGAAGGCUCUGUCAGUCUGGUCAGUCUCUACGGUGGUGUUUUACCCGACGGGUCGCGGUUCUUCUUGGAGCAGUGUUUAGUUGAAAACGUCGCCGUCGUUGGUUAAAUUAGUUUGAUAAUGGCAGUUUAGUAGCCGUGGAAAAAGAGGAUAAUUAAGUGCACGCCAUCCGUCAGCUUUUGAAUCAUCACGCAGUUUUACGGGCGAACAAUACGACUGGGAUUUGUGGAUUGGUGCAAGAGUAUAUUAUGGGGUAAGAAGCCCUCUCGCUGGCUGCUAAUCAAUGAAUGAAAAGAAAGGGACGCUUCCAUUAUCACAGCUUACUAGAUGAAAAUAUUUACAUCGCGCAGAAGAGCCUGCUUAUUUUUUUGGUGCGUAACGAGAAUAAUUCGUUUUUUGUGCGUGAAUUGUGGUUCCGAUUAGAAGAGGAAACUCCGCGGAACCAGAAAGAAUCGGAAAAAGCAAGAAGAAAAUCAGCCGAGGCUGUGAAAUUUAAAUAGCGCCUCGUCGUAUCAUAUCGGAGGGGAGAAGAAGAAGAACAAGAGUGCGUGCGAGUGAGAAAAUUUUUCAAUGAAGGUGCAAUACUUUGCAAUAGAUUACAGCCAGAUGGAGUAAUUUCAGGUGUUUCCAAUUUGAAAGAGCAGAACUUCGCCAAUUCCGAGAAGUGCACCUCGAAAGGGAAAACCUAAGAAGGCGCGACGAGGGAUUAUUACGCGAUUCUACGGGGAAGAAGAAGCAGUGCACUAACUAACUAGCAAGCAGCAAGUAGGCGACACAGGUUUUGGAAUUUUCCUUUGGCGAAUUUCCUCGGUUGCUCGGACGAAAAGUGCGCGGAAGGCACGGAGGGAAUCAACAAUUUUACGACACCGCGAAAGUUUGUUACUGUUUGCCAUUCCGCCGGGACAACGAAGAAUCGGCGGUGCGGUUUUUCGACGUGGCAGACAGGUUUUUCGUGCAUCAGGAAAAAAGAAGCUCCGGCAGCAACAGAAGGAGGAGAAGGGGAGCAGGCAUUAUUCUCGAAGUAGUGGGCGGAGAAGAGCGCUGGGACAGAAACAGAUACAACGAGCAAAAGACGGAUUUUCUAGCGCGACGCAAACGAAAGGUUAACAACAAGAUGCAACCGGCUUUGUGUCGAGUGGAGAAGGUCCUGCUGAAGUGACCUCCAUCAUCGUCCAUCAUCCAACCCCCCUUUUGAAACAUCGUCCUUCGUCCACUAAACGCCUUCGAAAGGAAACGACAAAAGUCAUAAACCUCGUCCUCGCUGACGUCGGUCGCGCCUCCCAUAUCGCCUUGGACUGAAUGUUGGUGUAUUGAAAACAGAAGCAGUCCGGUCUCCCUCCGCGUAACAAAGGACAUCCGACACAUACACACCCAGGCAAACACUUAACGCGCGAUGCGAUGUCCUUGAAGGGCACCGAAGACGGAGCGCACAGCAAAUCUAAGCCAUCUUUGUUUAGCUCCCGAUAAGGGUCUAAGGUCACGCGAUUCGCUGCAAGUUGGACGGACAUAACAGGCCGUGCGGGUUUGGAAAUAGCAUUGGCCUACUAAGUGGACCCACAAUCACCAUCAUCAACAACAACACCCUUGAAUGAUGUUCGGCCAACGCAGCGAAAAGAUGGAUCUGAACAACGAGAACAUCCAGUCCGCUUCGGAGAUUAUUGAAAACCGUCUCUACUUCGUCGCCUUCAAGAAGGACUUCAAACCACGCGGCACGUCCAACACCCACUACUUCAGCAUCGACGACGAGCUGGUGUACGAGAACUUCUACAACGACUUCGGCCCACUCAACAUCUGCAUGCUGUACCGGUACUGUCGUUUACUGAACGAAAAGCUCCGCUCAUCGCAGCAUGCCAAGAAGAAAAUCGUCCACUACACGACGGUGGAUGCGUCCAAGCGGCUGAACGCCGCCUACUUGAUGGGCGCCUACUCGGUCAUCUACCUGAAGCGCACCCCGGACGAAGCCCUCAAACCCCUAACCUCCGGAUGUAACGUGCUGACCUACACCAAGUUCUGCGACGCGUCCUACGUCUACUCCGGCUAUCGGAUAUCGCUGUACGAUUGCAUCCACGCCGUGGCCAAAGCGCUGGACGCGGGCUUCUUCCGCUUCGACGAUUUCGACGCGCAGCAGUACGAGUACUACGAGCGGGUCGAAAACGGCGACUUCAACUGGAUCGUGCCGGACAAGUUUUUGGCGUUCUGCGGACCGCACAGCAAGUCCCGGUUGGACAAUGGGUAUCCGAUUCACGCACCGGAGACGUAUUUUGAGUACUUCAGGAAGUACAAUGUGACGACGAUUAUACGGUUGAACGUGAAGAUUUAUGACGCGGCGAGGUUCACCAGUGCGGGCUUUACGCACCACGAUCUGUUCUUUGUGGACGGGAGCACGCCGAACGAUGCCAUACUGAAGAAGUUUUUGACGAUCUGCGAGCAGGCGGAUGGGGCCAUUGCGGUGCAUUGUAAAGCGGGUCUCGGUCGGACCGGUACCCUCAUCGGGGCGUACCUCAUCAAGCACUACAACUUCAACGCGCUGGAAGCGAUCGCUUGGCUGCGACUGUGCCGUCCCGGAUCGGUCAUCGGCCACCAGCAGCAGUGGAUGCUGAGCAAGGAGGCCUACCUGAUGAACGAGGGCGUGGCCUACCGGAAGCGCCACUCCAUCAGCAAGCCGCCCAAGCACGAGUACGGAAUCUACAGUAUUAAACAGUACGAUGAUGACAAUGGCGAUGGGGUGGGCGAGGAAGUGGAAGGCGGUAAAGAUUCGUCCGUUAGGACGUUUCUUUCGACGUCUUCGUCGGAGUCUUCGUCGAGUACGUCGUCUUCGGCGACUUCCUCGACUACGACCACUCCGGUGGCCAACAAGGUUCCAAUAGCGACGAUCGCCGGAAGCUGCAACAACAAUCGAGUGCAGAUGCUACUGAAGGAACGGGUCCGAGGGAUUUCCCACAAGGUGGACACCAUGCGGCUGAAUGAUGAAGAGGAACAACAGCAGCAGCAACAGAGACAGAGACAGAGCAACAACCUGAACAACAACUUCGACGGCGGAACGGGAACCGGACUGAUCGUGGACGUGGUCGAUGGAGUGGGCUCGACGAAGCCGUCGCCAGCGCCAGCUUUGACCACGGAUGUGAAGUGCGCCACCAUUCCAGUGACCCGGAGGUCCAAAAUGGUGCGCACCAGUAGGCUGAUUACAUUGGAGCAGUCGCAGCAGACGCAGGGCGACAAGCUAAACCAGAUCAAGGCCAUGCGCCGGAGACCGUCCCGAUCGGCCAACGUCAUCACGCAGUGUAGUAGUGAUCGAAUCGCUGCUGCUGCUGCUAGUGGUGGUGCUCCGACCGCAACUGUCCAAGCCAAUAAUCUCUUGAAUCAAAUCGCCUCAUCCACCACCAACAAUCACAAUCAACGCGUCAACGCAACGACAGCAACCGCAGCAGAAGCGACAGCAACAUCACCCAAACCAACGGCAGCAGCACCCCAGGCUUCUUCAACGGAAGUCGAAGAAGCUCCUGUGUCACGUGUUACCACCGGCACCGGCAGUUGCUCCACAACGGUGAACAGUAGGCAGCAUCUGACGGAAUCACCGGCAGCAGAGGGGAACCGAGCAGGGAAGCAGUUAACAACAAGUACCAUCACCACUACUACAACAACUACUAACACGUCGUCCAAUGCAACGGUCACAUCAGCGACGACGGCCGAUCCGGGAAGAUGCAACGCGACCGGCGUGCUGCUUCAGUGUAGCACCCGGACGCAGAAUAAUCGGCUGUACAGCAAAAGGUCCGUUUCCGCCAGCCAGCAGAUCCAGCAGCAAAAGAACCGAAAGAACAUACAAACCACAGCGGAAGUGAUUAUCACCUCAACGACGACAUCCGGAAUCACCACGCUGACCACGAACAGUACCACCGGCACGCCGAACUCGACCACCGCCAUUGUUGCCACCAGCCCCACAUCCGGAACUGCCGUCGUUUCUGCGAUCCCCACUUCCGCAGCCGUCAUCAAGCUGACCGUCAAGGACGAAGUCAAACCACGGGCCUCGGUCCGGACGGUACGGAACAACAGCCUGGACAGCUACCACCAUCACUAUCAGUACAUCAACAUCCCGAACAUCAUCACGUACAAGCGAGGGCGAUCGAAGAUCCCGGCCUCGGCACGGUUACGAUCGAGCCUGGCGGAAUCUACGGUCACCAGUGCAAAGAAGGACGCGUCGGCGGACGCGGAAAUCCAGCUGAUUCUGAACAAACCGAUGACCAGGAGGAUGCGGAAUGCCGGAGGCGGAACAGCGCCGCCACAGUUGAUCUCUACGGGGAAGUCCGCGGCGGUGGCCGCUGCCGUCGCCGACGAACUCAAUGGGAAUGGAGGUUUGUCCACGUCGCUUCCGCUGAGCGGUGACGACCACCGGAACAACAACGGGGACAUCAACCUGGAGCUGACGAGUCUGGCCGAGGCGGGUGGCGUUCCGUCCGCGUCGACUGCCCAAGGCGCUGGUAGCGUUGUGAAGCGCAACAAACGAUCUCGAAGCAGUACAAAGAUUGAGAAGGAGAAGAACGACGAGAAGGGGAGCAAGCUGCUGCGGAAGAAUGGCGGGGCCGGGGCGGGCGGCAGCAGUGGGAUUCCGGUGGCCACCAAGAUGAUCGGUGGGGAUUCCAAGGGGGUGGCGAGCAGCGUGGAGAGUAUAACUUCGGCGGCCAGUACUCCGACGGCCAGUUUGACGAGGAACACCUUCAGCAGUAGUUCGCUGAACCGGAAAGCCGGGGUUGGGUCGUCGAGGGUUGCCGCAACGGAGUCGUCUUCCGGGAGCAAUUCCCUGAAGGCGCGGAAGAAAUGAAGAACGCACUACUGAAGUGCGAUUGCCGGAUGGAAAUAGCAUUUGAGUAAGGAAGUACUAAUCCUAGAUUAGUUGAACUGCAAGUCGAGGUUAGGUAAGUUUAGAAGCUCGGGGAACCGCUCGGAAAUCCGGUUUCUGUGAUGUGAUUUCAUUGAUUGUCAUUUAGGUAUUUUACGCUUGGUUUUUUGUAUGUUUAAUUUCCCCCAUUCUACCUCUCAUCGAUCACGCACUAACUUUCUCCUCAGUUCUAUCCACCUAGCAGUGCGCAUACAUCUCGAACCGAACCAGUGUUACGCUUUUGCCUACGGUAGUAAUUUAAGUUUAGUUAACUCUCGAAGCAAGAAAAAAAAAGUUUACAAUCCAUCGCAGCGCGAUCGUUAUGUUUAAGUUUAGUGUCCAUAUCAUAUCUCAUCAUACAGAAUUGCGCGAUCAUGGAAUUGGGCGUGGUUUUUGUUGGGACGAAUCAACACGAACACGUGUGUGAGCAAGUUUGAGUUUUGAAAAGGAGUGCAAUGCUUGUUAGAAGUGCUUUCAGGAAAACAGGAAAAACCGAUAGGACCGCUAGCAUAUUUGAAACUAUUAACGCGCCAUAUACAGCUAUACAAAGUUUUCCCUUGUAAUUAUCGCUUGAUAACGAACAAUCUCAACAUGUAUUGAAUCGAAGCUCGCAAAAAAGGGGCUGACUAUUGUGUAACUACAUUUGUACAGAUUGUUGUAAAUAGGCAGCGAGGCAGGGACAUAUGUUGAAAUUAUGAAAGGAAAGGUAGUGAAUUGAAGUUUUUUUUUUGCGAAACAGUGCUACGGCGAGUUGGGCGAUUUUACAAAGUACAAAGUAAAAGUUGCGUAUAUUUUUUAUUAUUAAGCUCCUUUUAUGUCGCUCAGGUCGAGAUGAUUACAGAUUAUUGGUGCUUAUAAUAAACAGUAGGCGUUUAUUCGAUUAUUAUAAUAGCUCUGACUGGCUACUAGAUUUCUCUCAAUUCAACAAACCUCGUUUGCUGUAUAGGCACAAGAUUGAAUCCUAGCAACCAGUGCAAUAGCAUUCAAAUUGUUGUUAUUUUUCUCAUACAUUUCAAACUAUUUUGUAAUCUACAUCGUAUACACUAUUAAAAUAUAAAAUGUGUCUGUUUAUUACUCCAAUAAAUCUGUCUAGAUUCAAAGCGUUAUCAUCCUUCUUAUUUUCUCCAUCUCUCGGCAUUACUUCCUAACUGGGACAGAACCUGUUCUUUAACUUAGUCUUCUAGAUAUUUUUAAAGCUAUGAACAAGCUUCCUCUACAGAAGAUUUGAAAGAGCUUUGACAGAUGAUUUGAAAGUGUUUGCACAAAAUAUUUGAGAGUUUCUACAGAAGCAAAUUUCAAGGAGCUUUGAUAGCGAUUCUUUAAAAGCUUCCCAUGAAGCUUUAAUAAAUUUCCAAGUAAGGUUUGAAAGAGCUUCUCAUGAUGUCAUGAAAGAGCUUUCCAGGAUGUUUUCAUUAAGCUUCUCAGGAAGCUUUUCAAGAGCUCCCCCAGGAAGCUUUGAAAGAUCUUCCCAGGAUGCUUUAAAUGAAUUGAAGAUGCUUUGAAAGAGUUUCCCAGCAAUCUUCAAAAGAGCUUCCCAGGAAGCUUCGAAGAAUUUCCCAGAAAGCUCUGAAAGAGUUUCUCCUAAAGCUUCGGAAGAGCUUCCCAGGUAGCUUCGAAAGAGCUUAUCAAAAAGUUUUGAAAGAGCUUCCCAGACAGAAAGCUUCGAAAGAGCUUCCCAGGAAGCUUCGAAGAGUUUUCCAGAAAGCUUUGAGAAAACUUCUUAAAAAGCUUCGAAAAAGCGUCUCAGGUAGCUUUGAAAGAGCUACCCUGAAAGCUUUGGAAGGGCUUCUCAGAAAGCUUUGAAAGAGUUUCCCAGGAAGCUUUGAAAGAGCUUCCCAGGACGCUUUGAAAGAGCUUCCAAGAAGCUUCGAAAAAGCUCUCCAGGAAGCAUUGAAUAAGCGUUUCAUGAACCUUUCCAGAAGCGUUGAAAAAGUUUCCCAGAAAGCUUCAAAAGAGCUUCCCAAGAAGCUUAGAAAGAUCUUUCCAGGAUGUUUCAAAAGAACUUAGGAUGCUUUGAAAAAGUCUCCCAAGAUGCUUUGAAAGAGCUUCCCAGGAAGCUUCGAAAAGGUUCUCAGAAAGCUUUGAAAGAACUUCCAUAAACCAGGGUGUCUACUACCUGAAAAAACCUGGAAAACCUGGAAUUAUCAGGGAAUUUUAUUGAACCUGGAAAAAACCUGGAAUUCUCAGGGAAUUUCGAUAACAAUCAGGGAAAUUUCAGUGAGGUUGUAGUUCAUGAUAGAAUAUGUUAAUGACAAAGGAUUUUCGCGUUAAUGCCCCCCAAAAAUUUCAGCUGCGCCGCUAUCAAAACGUUUCUUUAGCUGAGGAUCUUUUCUGGUAUGAAAUUUAAUCGACUUCCCAAGAUAUGAUUCAAUUUUAUGAAUAUGUCUAAAUUUGAUCAUUAAUAAAUUCACACAUUUUCAAGCACGAUUUUUAAAUUAUUCGAAAUUUGAAAAACUGGAAAAUAAUUGGAUUUUGAGAAAGUAAUCUGGAAUUUUACCAGUUGCCAA